This is a messenger RNA of Pongo pygmaeus (Bornean orangutan), 2253 nucleotides long. RefSeq names its product lysosomal protein transmembrane 5 (gene LAPTM5). The coding region runs from base 87 to 875 and encodes 262 amino acids. The record is from RefSeq and is a predicted model, not a curated record. The transcript has 8 exons. Lineage: Eukaryota; Metazoa; Chordata; Mammalia; Primates; Hominidae. Gene Ontology annotation, cellular component: lysosomal membrane.
GCAGCCAGCAGCUUCCCCUUUUCUGCCCUGCUCCAGGCACCAGGCUCUUUCCCCUUCAGUGCCUCAGAGGAGGGGACGGCAGCACCAUGGACCCCCGCUUGUCCGCCGUCCGCCAGACCUGCUGCUGCUUCAAUGUCCGCAUCGCCACCACCGCCCUGGCCAUCUACCAUGUGAUCAUGAGCGUCUUGUUGUUCAUCGAGCACUCGGUAGAGGUGGCCCAUGGCAAGGCGUCCUGCAAGCUCUCCCAGAUGGGCUACCUCAGGAUCGCCGACCUGAUCUCCAGCUUCCUGCUCAUCGCCAUGCUCUUCAUCAUCAGCCUGAGCCUGCUGAUCGGCGUAGUCAAGAACCGGGAGAAAUACCUGCUGCCCUUCCUGUCCUUGCAAGUCAUGGACUAUCUCCUGUGCCUGCUCACCCUGCUGGGCUCCUACAUUGAGCUGCCCGCCUACCUCAAGUUGGCCUCCCGGAGCCGUGCUAGCCCCUCCAAGUUCCCCCUGAUGACGCUGCAGCUGCUGGACUUCUGCCUGAGCAUCCUGACCCUCUGCAGCUCCUAUAUGGAAGUGCCCACCUAUCUCAACUUCAAGUCCAUGAACCACAUGAAUUACCUCCCCAGCCAGGAGGAUAUGCCUCAUAACCAGUUCAUCAAGAUGAUGAUCAUCUUUUCCAUUGCCUUCAUCACUGUCCUUAUCUUCAAGGUCUACAUGUUCAAGUGCGUGUGGCGGUGCUACAGGUUCAUCAAGUGCAUGAACUCGGCGGAGGAGAAGAGAAACUCCAAGAUGCUCCGGAAGGUGGUCCUGCCAUCCUACGAGGAAGCCCUGUCUUUGCCAUCGAAGACCCCAGAGGGGGGCCCAGCACCACCCCCAUACUCAGAGGUGUGACCCUCGCCAGGCCCCAGCCCCAGUGCUGGGAGGGGUGGAGCUGCCUCAUAAUCUGCUUUUUUGCUUUGGUGGCCCCUGUGGCCUGGGUGGACCCUCCCGCCCCUCCCUGGCAGGACAAUCUGCUUGUGUCUCCCUCACUGGCCUGCUCCUCCUGCAGGGCCUGUGAGCUGCUCACAACUGGGUCAACGCUUUAGGCUGAAUCACUCCUCGGGUCUCUCAAUAAUUCAGCCCAACAAUGCUUGGUUUAUUUCAAUCAGCUCCAAUACUUGUUUAGACGAUUGGUCAUUCUAAAGUUGGUGAGUUUGUCGAGCAACUAUUGACUUGUUCAGUUCAGCCAAGCAACUGACAAAUCAAAAACCCACUUGUCAGUUCAGUAAAAUAAUUUGGUCAAACAACAGUCUAUUGCAUUGAUUUAUAAAUAGUUGUCAGUUCACAUAGCAAUUUAAUCAAGUAAUCAUCAAUUAGUUAUCCCCUAUAUAUAAAUAUAUAUGUAAUCAAUUUCUUCAAAUAGCUUGCUUACAUGAUAAUCAAUUAGCCAACCAUGAGUCAUUUAGAAUAGUGAUAAAUAGAAUACACAGAAUAGUGAUGAAAUUCAAUUUAAAAAAUCAAGUUAGCCUCCAAACCAUUUAAUUCAAAUGAACCCAUCAACUGGAUGUCAACUCUGGCGAAUGUAGGACCUCUGAGUGGCUGUAUAAUUGUUAAUUCAAAUGAAAUUCAUUUAAACAGUUGACAAACUGUCAUUCAACAAUUAGCUCCAGGAAAUAACAGUUAUUUCAUCAUAAAACAGUCCCUUCAAACACACAAUUGUUCUGCUGAAGAGUUCUCAUCAACAGUCCAAUGCUCACCUAUUCAGUUGCUCUGUGGUCAGUGUUGCCACAUAGCAGUGGAUUCCAUGAAAGGAGUCAGCUCAAUCACAGUCAUUUUAGUGAUGAGCUGCCAGUCCAUUCCUAGGCCAGGCUGUCGCUGGCCAUCCAUUCAGUCGAUUCAGUCAUAGGCGAAUCAGUUCUGCCCGAGGCUUGUGGUCAAGCAAAAAUUCAGCCCAGAAAUCAGGCACAUCUGUUCGUUGGACUAAACCCACAGGUUAGUUCAGUCAAAGCAGGCAACCCCCUUGUGGGCACAGACCCUGCCACUGGGGUCGUGGCGGUUGUGGCAGCCAGGGAGGUUUGGCCCCAGCAGCCCUCCUGUGCCUGCUUCCCUGUGUGUCGGGGUCUUCCAGGGAGCUGACCCAGAGGUGGAGACCAUGGAGGCAGGGUCUCUGGGGACUGUCGGGGGGUACAGAGGGAGAAGGCUCUGCAAGAGCUCCCUGGCAAUACCCCCUUGUGUAAUUGCUUUGUGUGUGACAGGGAGGAAGUUUCAAUAAAGCAGCAACAGGCUUCUC